Guillardia theta CCMP2712 is the source of this 822-nucleotide messenger RNA. RefSeq lists its product as hypothetical. Gene Ontology annotation, molecular function: oxidoreductase activity. The record is from RefSeq and is a predicted model, not a curated record. NCBI's taxonomy places the organism in Eukaryota, Cryptophyceae, Pyrenomonadales, Geminigeraceae. The transcript has 4 exons. The coding region runs from base 1 to 822 and encodes 273 amino acids.
AUGCUGAGCGGUAAAGUGGCAGUGGUUACCGGCAGCGGGCGAGGGAUCGGAGCAGCGACAGCGCGUCUACUAGCAGCACAGAGAGCCAGAGUUGUCGUCAACGACAUACGCCCCGAGGUAGCGGAGGACGUUGCGAGUAGCAUCAGGAACCAAGGUGGAACAGCCAUCUCAGUCGCAGGCAACGUGAUGGAGCCUGAGUUUCCCAUGAAGAUUCUCAGCAAAGCCAAUUCGGAGUUCGGCUCUGUUGACAUUCUUGUGAACAAUGCUGGCUUCACCUGGGAUGGGAUGAUUCAGAACAUGACAGACGAGCAGUGGGAUGUAAUCAUCAACGUCCACGUCAGUUCCCCUUUCCGUAUGAUACGAGCUGCGGCUCCAUACAUGCGGGACCUGGGGAAGAAGGAGCUGCAAGCGGGAGAGGCGCCCAAGGACAGGAGCAUCGUCAACAUCUCGAGCACGUCAGGCUUGCAUGGAAACGUAGGACAAGCCAACUAUGCAGCAGCAAAGAUGGGGGUGAUUGGAUUGACAAAGACCGUAGCCAAGGAAUGGGGUCCUUUCGGCGUCCGAUGCAACGCCGUCGCCUACGGGUGGAUCAGUACUCGGCUCACAAGGUCUACGGAGCAGGGAGAGGUGGUCGAGGGGCUGAAUCAGACGGUCACGCAAGGGAUUCCUCCUCACGACCCCGAGAAGCUGCGGCAGGCCGUCCCUCUUGCAAGGAUCGGAACGGACGAGGAGGCUGCUGGAGGCGUGAUGAUGCUCGUCUCUCCUUGGGCGAGCUACAUCACAGGGCACACGUUGGAGGUGACAGGCGGGUUUGGAAUUUGA